UUCGACUCGUAUAUGGACGAACCACUAUGGAGGGCUAUUGAGAGGGUUGAGUUGAAGGAGAUGGGCUUGGAAGCCCACAUCAAUGAGGGCGGCUCCAAUCUCAGCGUCGGCCAACGGCAAUUGGUCUGCUUGGCACGAGCUAUUGUGAGGAACAAUCCAAUACUCGUGCUGGGCGAUGCGACCGCGAAUGUGGACCCGCGAACAGACGAACUCAUCCAGACAACUAUCAGGAAA
Messenger RNA from Trachymyrmex cornetzi, 234 nucleotides. RefSeq names its product probable multidrug resistance-associated protein lethal(2)03659. Gene Ontology annotation, molecular function: ATP hydrolysis activity; ATPase-coupled transmembrane transporter activity; ATP binding. The annotation marks the transcript as partial. NCBI's taxonomy places the organism in Eukaryota, Metazoa, Arthropoda, Insecta, Hymenoptera, Formicidae. Gene Ontology annotation, biological process: transmembrane transport. The transcript has a single exon. Gene Ontology annotation, cellular component: membrane. The record is from RefSeq and is a predicted model, not a curated record.